AUGGAGGACAGUUUCAGUCACUCAGUAGCAUGCUUUACUUAUGAAAGUGGAAGUCUGGAAUUUGAGGAUUUUCCCAGAAUUGAUGAAACAGUGUGGAUUCUUGGAAAAGCAUAUCAUUUAAUCAGAGAUCGGAGUGAGUUACUUGCUGACAUCAAAUCUCGCAUUUGGAUAACAUAUAGAAAAAACUUCAGUGCAAUAGGAGGAACAGGGCCUACAAGUGACAAUGGAUGGGGAUGUAUGUUACGAUGUGGUCAGAUGAUAUUAGCUCAGGCUUUACUUUGUAAACAUUUAGGUAGAGAAUGGAGAUGGGAGUCAAGGGAACAUCAAAAUGAGACAUAUUGUAAAAUACUCAAAUUAUUCUUGGAUAGGAAGGAUAGCUGUUAUUCAAUUCACCAGAUAGCUCAAAUGGGAGUAGGUGAGGGGAAAUCAAUAGGACAGUGGUUUGGUCCAAAUACAGUUGCACAAGUAUUGAGGAAACUAACUUUAUUUGAUGAUUGGAGUUCUAUUGCUGUACAUAUUUCAAUGGAUAACACUAUUGUUGUGGAAGAUAUUAGAAAACUAUGUAGAACUCCAUUAUUCACCGAGUGUGCUUCACCCAAAGCAGCAUCUGCAUCUCUAGAAAACGGUGGCACUACAUAUUGGAAACCUUUAGUAUUAUUUAUUCCGUUGCGACUAGGACUUACAGAAAUAAAUCCCCUUUAUUUAGAUGUAUUAAAAAAAUGUUUUACACUUAAACAGUCACUUGGGAUGAUCGGUGGCAAGCCAAAUCAUGCUCAUUAUUUUAUUGGGUUUUACGGCAAGACACUAGUAUAUUUAGAUCCCCAUACAACCCAGCCAGUAGUAGACAUCAACAAAUGGGCUAGUAUACCAGAUGAUACUUACCACUGUAAACAUCCUAGUAGAAUGAAUAUAAUGCAUUUAGAUCCAUCAAUAGCAUUGGGAUUCUUCUGUCACUGUGAGUCAGACUUUGAUGAUUUGUGUACCAGUAUCAAACAAGUAAAUGAUAUAGAGCUGAGUUAUAACACAAUGGAGGAUAUUGAGUAUGAUACCGAUGAAGAGUUUGAGUUGUUGUGA
Molecule: messenger RNA, 1074 nt
Organism: Saccoglossus kowalevskii
Lineage: Eukaryota; Metazoa; Hemichordata; Enteropneusta; Harrimaniidae
Product: cysteine protease ATG4B-like
Biological process (GO): protein delipidation; mitophagy; protein processing
Cellular component (GO): cytoplasm
Molecular function (GO): cysteine-type endopeptidase activity; protein-phosphatidylethanolamide deconjugating activity
Source: RefSeq, a predicted model, not a curated record